AUGUCAUCACAACAAGAUAGCCAAUCGUCAUCCACAAAACACAAAGUUGAUCCGAAUGGAAAGUAUUAUGAAGUUUUAGGAAUUGAAAAUUGGCAAGAUGCCUCUUCCGAAAUUAUUCAAAAAGGUUUUCGUAAGAUGGCAGCACUCUACCAUCCUGAUAGAGUUGUCGAUGAUGAAGAGAAAAAGAAGGACUAUGAGACCAAAUUUUCUAAAAUAACAGAAGCCAACUCAAUCCUCAAAGAUCCCGAACUCAAAACUAAAUAUGAUCUUAUUCUAAAGCAAGCAGAAUUUAAAGAAAAGCAAAAACAGGAAAUGGAUGAAAAAACUAAAGAGUUGAGAGAAUCUUUGGAGGAGAGAGAAAAACAAGCUCAUCAAAAUCGAUUGAAAAAAGAGAAUAUGGAUCUAGUCUUUGCUAAUAAGGAAUUGGCAUCAAGAAUUAAGGAAAGUGGAGCCUAUGAUGCCCUGUACAAAGUUCAAGAAAAGAAGCAGGAAAGAGAAAAGAAGGAAAAAAAAGACAAGAAGGAAUCAGGUCCCACUCGACAAGUCAUAGUUUCUUGGAAGAAAUCUCAGGAAAUAACUGAAGAAAAACUCAAAGUACUCUUUACAAGAUUAUUUGGACUUAUUGAAAUUAUGAUUUUCAAGGAAGCCAAAAGGAAAUGCAUUAUUUCUUUCGAAUCCGAGUCAAGUGCUCAGAAAGCAAAAGAAUUCGAUUGGGAUGAUCUCAUUCAAUACAAAUUUAAAGUCAAACUAGCUGGAGGAUCUUCAUCGUCAACAACUGAAGAGAAUGAUACUAAAAAAAGAGCAAUGAGUGAAGCAACAACGAUUGAAUCUGACUCUGAGGAAGAAUCAAGCAAACAGGAUUAUGAUCUCAAUUUAAGACUAAUGAGAAUGGCCAAUAAGAAACACAAAAUAACCUAA
Molecule: messenger RNA, 918 nt
Organism: Naegleria gruberi
Lineage: Eukaryota; Heterolobosea; Eutetramitea; Acrasida; Naegleriidae
Exons: 1
Coding region: 1-918 (305 amino acids)
Biological process (GO): spliceosomal complex disassembly
Cellular component (GO): spliceosomal complex
Molecular function (GO): RNA binding
Source: RefSeq, a predicted model, not a curated record